Messenger RNA from Medicago truncatula (barrel medic), 1139 nucleotides. RefSeq names its product E3 ubiquitin-protein ligase SINA-like 10. The transcript has 2 exons. The record is from RefSeq and is a predicted model, not a curated record. Lineage: Eukaryota; Viridiplantae; Streptophyta; Magnoliopsida; Fabales; Fabaceae. Bases 128 to 871 code for a protein of 247 amino acids. Gene Ontology annotation, molecular function: protein binding; zinc ion binding.
GUGUGAUAAUGGUCAUAUUGUUUGCUCUACCUGCUGUACUAAACUUAGGAACAAGUGUCAUGAGUGCUCGUUGCGCAUUAGCUCAAAACGUUGUAAAGCCAUUGAGAAUAUAUUGUUAUCUAUUGAAAUGCCAUGUCCGAAUGCAAACCAUGGUUGCAAGGAGAAAAUAAGUUACACUGGAAAUAGGAAGCAUGAAGACGAAUGCAUCUACUUUCCAUGUUACUGCCCUCUUUCUGGUUGUGACUUUGCUGCAUCAUCAGAAGUGUUGUCCAACCAUUUCAGCCAUAAACAUGGGGAUUCUCGAAUCAAAUUUUCUUAUGGUCACUCCUUCAAUGUCUCUUUGAAGUCUAAUGAUGAAACCAUUGUUCUUCAAGAGGAAACUGAGGGCAAACUAUUUAUUCUCAAUAAUAGAACCACACUUUUGGGAAAUGGAGUCAAUAUUUGCUGCAUUGGUCCUAACUCUUCUGAGUCCGAGUAUAGUUAUGAUAUAUUGGCUAGGUCUCAGAUAUGCAAACUGACUUUACAGUCUUUUGUGAAGAACGUCCAAGAGGUUGCUUUAGCAACUCCUUCAUCAGAGUUGCUUGUGAUUCCAUUUGGUUCUUCCGAACCUCUCAAGCUAGAUAUUUGUAUAACCCCCAUGAUGCAAAUCUACGUGGAAGAUCUGAUUGGAAAGACAAUUCCCCUGAGGGUUGAGAGUUCAGACACGAUAGUCGAUGUGAAGAAGAAGAUUCUUGACAAGGAAGGGAUCCCAAUACACGAGCAACGUCUAAUCAACGACGGUAAGCAACUAGAGGACAAUCUUACCCUUGCCAGUUACAACAUCCAAGAGAACUCAACCAUCCUCCUUGUCCUCCGCCUCCAUGGGAGCUAGCUGACCAGCACGCCAUAUCUCCAAUUACUUCAUCCGAGCAAAGCAGGCAACUUUCCACCUCAUCGUCCACCGCUGUCGGCAACCCUUAUCGUGAAGACAAUCCACCCUAUAUGUAGAGAAGUCAUGCAUUAUUUGAUAACAUAGAGUCUGACUUUUGCUUUUCUUAUUAAGAUUUUGACUUGUUCUUUUUCGAUUGCCUUGAGCUGUAUAAUGAGUUUUUUUGACUGGAGAUGAUUUUCUGCAACUGAAGAAACCUAUUUACUGGGAA